GUCAUGCUCACCGCUGCCCUUGGUCUUGUUGCUCUUUGCGGCUCUGCUCUCGCUCAGACCUCGAGCACCUACACUGACCCGGACAACGGUAUCGUGUUCGAGGGCUACACCGACCAGAACGUGACGGUCGGCUUCGCUUUGCCGCCCAUCAAUGUUGACAAUGAGUUCCUGGGCGAGAUUAUUGCCCCAGUAACCCAGCAAUGGGUUGGCAUUGCUCUCGGUGGAACGAUGCUGGAUAACCUUCUCUUGGUGGCGUGGCCCUACGGCGAGAAUGUCGUAUACAGCCCUCGCUAUGCUACUUCAUAUACGCUGCCGACGCUCUACGAUGGUCCGGUCAUCACCAGCCUCGUCGGAACAUACGUCAAUGAGACGUACUGGAAGUGGGUCUUCCGCUGCCAGAACUGCACUACUUGGGAGGGCGGCUCGCUCAACACAACCUCAACGAGUGCCACAGUUUACUGGGUCUCUUCUAACGUCACGGUCGAGGACCCUGCCAGUGCGAACAGCUCCUUCACGAAGCACAAUGACGGCGCCUCCUGGGACGAGAAUUUCGUCGCCGCACAACAAGGUCUCUAUUGGAACUGGUUUUAA
Messenger RNA from Coniophora puteana RWD-64-598 SS2, 591 nucleotides. RefSeq lists its product as uncharacterized. The coding region runs from base 4 to 591 and encodes 195 amino acids. The transcript has 5 exons. The record is from RefSeq and is a predicted model, not a curated record. NCBI's taxonomy places the organism in Eukaryota, Fungi, Basidiomycota, Agaricomycetes, Boletales, Coniophoraceae.